Lotus japonicus is the source of this 1464-nucleotide messenger RNA. Its product is annotated as F-box/kelch-repeat protein At3g06240-like. The transcript has 2 exons. The coding region runs from base 323 to 1411 and encodes 362 amino acids. Lineage: Eukaryota; Viridiplantae; Streptophyta; Magnoliopsida; Fabales; Fabaceae. The record is from RefSeq and is a predicted model, not a curated record. Gene Ontology annotation, molecular function: protein binding.
UAUCAAAUGACGUCAUUUCAGAAAGGGGAUUAGGUUUCUUUUGCGGGAAUCCUUUUUUCUUUUCGUUUCGGAUUUAUUUUUUGUUUCUCCCUGCCGGUUGUGCUGCUUCCUCCGCCGCUUACCGUUGCCCACCGCCUUCCGUCAUCCUUGCGCGCCGCGUUGACAGUGCCUGCCUCGGCGUCGUCUAGUUUGCCUCAGUUAGCGCCGCGCCGCGCCCAGUCAACAGUUCAGUUUUCCCGCGCAUUUCCUCCAGUGCCGCUGGCAGCCGCGUGCGACGUCUCUGUGGCCUCUAUUCGAGCGACUCCCGUCGAGUUUCUCAAGCAUGAAGAUUGCAACCCAACAUCUCCCUCAAGAGUUGAUAACUGAAAUCCUGUUGAGGUUACCGGUGAAGUCUCUUAUACGCUUCAAGGCUGUGUGCAAGUUUUGGUGCUCUCUCAUAUCCGAUACUCACUUUGCAAGAUCACAUUUUGAACUUGCUCCUCCUAGACUCGUGAUCAAUACCUUUUCUGACAUUUAUACCAUGGACUUAGAUGGAUCGCAUCAAUCUAAUCCUAUUUUUGAAGCAAUAAAUAUUGACCUUUUGCCUAUUGUAGUUCGAGGUUCGUGUAGAGGCUUUCUGCUAUUGGACUGUAAUGGAAGCCUUUGCCUGUUGAAUCCAUCCACACAUGUCAACAAACCAAUACCUUCAUCUUCUCCUAUUUACCCCGAGGGUUUUCCUCAUCUAUGUGGUUUUGGGUAUGAUUCAUCAAAUGAUGACUACUUGGUGGUUCAAGUGUGUGCUGAACCACGGCCCUCACCUCUUUGGUUAGCACAUGUAAAGCUUUUCUCAUUGAGAGCUAAUAUGUGGAAAUAUAUCGAGGGUACCAAUUUGCCUCACAUGAACCUCUCCCGUUCUCGAAGAUCCGAGUUGGUCUUCCACUCUGGUGAUCGGAUACCUGGAUUGCUCUUCAAUGAGGCCAUCCAUUGGUUGGCUUACGAUCGUGAUAAAUUGGUGAAUGUUAUUAUUGCCUUUGAUUUAAUUGAAAAGGCAUUUUUAGAGAUACCCCGACCAGGUGAUCUUGUCCAUGAUUUUUCAUUUUGUAAAUUGUGGGUGCAUGGGAACUUUUUGAGUCUAUCAGUGGUUAGCGAGAACAAUACACUUGAAAUAUGGGUUAUGGAAAAGUACAAAGUACAAUCAUCUUGGACCAAGUCUCUUGUUCUAUCUUUGAGUGGCUCUGCAUGGCAUUUCCCAAUAUGCUCUACAAAGGGUGGUAACAUUGUUAUGUGUGAUAUAUCAAGUGAUAAAGCAAAACUGGUGAAGUAUAGUGAUAAAGGAGAACAGCUGAAGCAUUGGGAGUAUUUUGGUUUUCUAGAAUUUAACGUGCCCAUGUAUACAGAGUCUAUGCUUUCACUCCCUGGUGCCAAUGAGUGAAAUUAUGUUUAAUGAAACUGCUAGCAAACAGCAUAAGAAUGGGUAUGAAAUUA